Molecule: messenger RNA, 2346 nt
Organism: Diabrotica virgifera virgifera (western corn rootworm)
Lineage: Eukaryota; Metazoa; Arthropoda; Insecta; Coleoptera; Chrysomelidae
Exons: 2
Coding region: 1781-2122 (113 amino acids)
Source: RefSeq, a predicted model, not a curated record
CAAACAAAAUGUCCUCUACGUCAGACUGAUCAGAAUUUUAAAAAUGUGUCAUAUCAAUCAAGUCAAAAAAUUUCAAAAAUUGUUCCUGUAACCAUUUUUAGUGGAAAUAAUAACAGUACUUAUAUUGGAUCAGAGAGCCACCCAAUUCAUUGUUAAAGUAUGAUAAACUAAAAGUUAAACAAUUAGGCAUGCACUUCAUAUUAUAUUUAAUGAAAUAUAACCCACUGGUACUCGUACAAACUUGACGGCAAGCAAAUUCAACAAAUUUUUCCUCAUUUAUUAGUUUUUCACUACCGUUAAGUUUGGAAACAAGCGCUGUUGCCAAAUAAAAACAUAUACAGUCGGAAAAAUGAAAGAAUACCCAUGAACGAUCACAUCAAUCACAUAUUUUGUAUUUGCUGUUUUUUUUUCAUAAAUAAUAAAUGAGAGAGAUAGAUGAAUAAUAUGUGAUUGAUGUGAUCGUUCAUGGGUAUUCUUUCAUUUUUUCGACGGUAUGUAUUUACCACAGCAACUACAGGUGACACUGUUUCUCUUUGUCUUUAAGAAUGUGAAACAAAGAUAACUACAGUGGGAAAAAUAAAGAAUACCCAUGAACUAUCACAUUGAUCACUUAUUUUGUGUUUCCUAUCUUUUUCUAUAACAAACGUUUAUUAUUUAUAGAAAAAGACAACAAACAUAAAUUAAGUGAUUGAUGUGAUCGUUCAUGGGUAUUCUUUCAUUUUUCCAACUGUAUCUGUAAUAUACGCUGAGCUCGUAGGUAGAGGGGAUAAUUAAAAAAUCGCGAGAGUCAGUAGUGACAAGUCUGUAAACCUUUACUGGAAAUUUGACAUAAAUGUCAAAGUGAAUAAUUUAAAAUUGAAAUUAAAAACAUUAAUUAGAAAAAAUAUUAGUUGGUCAAAGCUGUGGUAUAUAUUUUUAUCUUAAGUAUACUUACGGUUUAAAUACUGAAUUAAGUUUUUUUAAUAUGUUGUAAUAUCUAAUUAUAAUUAGAUAUAAAUCAUCUAAGCGCCAUCUACACGAUAAUUGUGAAUGUAUCUGAAGUAAGAAAUUAAUAUUUCAUUGAGAGAACGUUAAAACAGUUAGCAAAAUUUUUAAAAAAUCGAUUACAAUUUAAUUACUUUUUUGCGUUUUAAAUAUUAAGCGAUAACAAUUAAAUAAUACAUUUAAAAAUUACUGGUGAAAGUUGAAUUAGUAAUCCGCUAGGAGCGACACCAGCGAAGCUCAGAGCGUAUAAGUGGGUGCGUUUGGACGACCAUAGCGGCUGACUGUCAGCAGAAAUCGGCUGAGUGGUUGUAUCCAGCUGUGAUAGGGAAAGCUUAGUAAAUCUCUCAGAGGCUGACUUCCAGCGGUGACGUCUGACAGCUACUGCUGGCUCAGCUGUCCAGCCGCUGUGGUCAUCCGAACGCACCCAGUGUCAGUCAUGUUUUCCUAUAGUAUAGAAGGCUUAGAUAGAAGGUUAUGUAAGAUUUUUGUUUGUUUAUUUUUUCUUCUUCUUUUGUGGCCUUUGGAAGCUGUGCCCAUUUAGCCAGCAACAUUUCUUAAAAUUAAUGCCUAACUAAACCUACCAUACAAGAAAACCAUUACGAACCUAAACAACCAAUCAAGGAUACGGAAGGGAAAGUAAAGUUAUUUAAAAAAUAAACUGUUGUUAAAAUAUAAACUAAAUAAAUGAAAUAUAAAUUGAAAACAAUAAUUUGACAUUAUAAAUGUAACCUCCAAUAUUAUGACAGACGUCAGUUAGCAUGACAUCAUAUAUUAUACUCGUCACUAAUUCUAGCCAAUGAAAUGUUUCUGUAAGAGGAAUGGCAUAUCAAAAAAAUCUGACUAUUCUCUAUAUAUUUUUUCAAAUUUAGAAUAUGGCAACAAGGGGAAAGUUAUGUGCAUUCCUCAUUGUUUGACUUUUUCUAUAUCUUUAGUAUCAGGUCAUCAUACAAUACAAAUACUUCCUGCAAUGAUUGGAAGUAAUGCAGAACAAGAAUUGAAUUUGGAAUCGCCGAGAAAAAGGAUUGGUGUACAAAAUAAGAAAGUAUAUAAAGGACAACAAACAUCUUCCAUAAGCGAUCAAAAUUGUAUAACUGAAAUUCAGGAAAUAGAUUCUGCUCCACCUUUAGAAAAACUGUAAAUAGUAUUUAAGGCAACGAUUGUGAAUGAGUGAGAAGUCUAAUAAAGCCACGACGAGAUACUGUAUUAGAGCGUACGAUUUGGAGGUAUUUUUGAUUAGAUAAAUUUUGUAAAGUACAAUAUAAGUUAGAUUUGAUAAUGUGUAGUAUUUCCUAAUAAAUUAAAUACUAUUAAGUGUUUAUUGUUCUUGUAAGUUAGUGUGGUAAAUAAAUAAUAUGAAGUAAG